GGCCGUCAUUUCCAUAUGUCUUUAGUACCAUGACGGAGCGAGACGCCGCGCUCCUCUGACUCAGUCAAACAGAAACCCCGACGCGCUCGAGGCUCAGGGCGGCCUGAGCAUCCGCGGACACACAGCCCGGGAGAAGGAAGCAGCUCUGCGCGGCAGGAGAAGAACGAGGAAGCGGCGAUGGCAGCAGUCAUCAAGAAGAGAAACUCCAACUCGUCCGCGGGCAGAGAGGACGACAAGCAGGCUAUGGAGAGGAUGCUGUCCUCGCCCGGGUCCAGCCCGGCGGGCACACCGGGAAGUGAGGACAAAGGGGAGGCUGCGGCGGGAGGAGAGGACGGCGUGGCUCUGAAGAGGACCAUCACCCUGCUGAACGGCGUGGCCAUCAUCGUGGGCACCAUCAUCGGCUCGGGCAUCUUUGUCACGCCGACGGGGGUGGUGAAGGAAGCGGGCUCGGUGGGGCUGUCGCUGAUCGUGUGGGCGGUGUGCGGGGUCUUCUCCACGGUGGGGGCUCUCUGCUACGCGGAGCUGGGUACCACCAUCACCAAGUCCGGGGGGGACUAUGCCUACAUCCUGGAGGUGUACGGCUCCCUGCCGGCGUUCCUCAAGCUCUGGAUCGAGCUGCUCAUCAUCCGGCCGUCCUCGCAGUACAUCGUGGCCUACGUCUUCGCCACCUAUCUGCUGAAGCCGCUGUUCCCGGUCUGCCCGGUACCGGAGAACGGGGCCAAGCUGGUGGCCUGCCUCUGCAUCCUCCUGCUGACAUUCGUGAACUGCUACAGCGUGAAGGCGGCCACCAGGGUGCAGGACUUCUUUGCUGCAGCCAAGCUUCUCGCGCUCAUUCUCAUCAUCAUCAUCGGCUUCGUCAAGAUUGGUCAAGGUGACACAGACGAUCUUCUCCCAGAAAAUUCCUUCAAGGGAUCCAACUAUGAGUUUGGAAACAUUGGCCUGGCGCUCUACAGCGGCCUGUUUGCUUAUGGCGGCUGGAACUACUUGAAUUUUGUCACAGAGGAGAUGAUCGAGCCUUACAAAAACCUUCCUCGGGCCAUCAUCAUCUCCCUGCCCAUCGUCACGGCCGUGUACGUUCUCACCAACCUGGCGUAUUUCACCACGCUGUCGCCGCAGCAGAUGCUGGGCUCAGAGGCGGUGGCUGUGGACUUUGGCAAUCACCACCUGGGUCCCAUGGCGUGGAUCAUCCCCGUAUUUGUGGGUCUGUCCUGCUUUGGCUCGGUGAAUGGCUCCCUCUUCACGUCCUCCAGGUUGUUCUUUGUAGGCGCCCGGGAGGGUCAUCUGCCCAACCUGCUGUCGAUGAUCCACCCCACCCUGCUGACCCCGCUCCCCUCCCUCAUUUUCACCUGUCUGAUGACGCUGCUAUAUGCCUUCUCCAACGACAUUUUCUCCGUCAUAAACUUCUUCAGCUUCUUCAACUGGCUCUGCAUCGCCUUGGCCAUCAUCGGCAUGAUGUGGCUGCGGCACAAGAAGCCGGAGCUGGAGCGGCCGAUCAAAGUCAACAUCCUGCUGCCGAUAAGCUUCGUUCUGGCCUGCCUCUUCCUCAUCAUCGUGUCUUUCUGGAAGACUCCGAUUGAGUGCGCCAUCGGGUUCGGUAUCAUCGCCACCGGGCUGCCCGUUUACUUCAUUGGUGUUUGGUGGCAAAACAAACCCAAGUGGCUGCUGCAUGGAAUCUUCUCAAGCACAGCCUGGUGUCAGAAGGUGAUGGAAGUCGUGCCUCAGGAGUCCUAAAAACCCCUCCCCUUUACCUUCAGCCAGUGGCCAAUCAGAACGCACCGAAAGUUGCAUCUAGUCUCUGAAAACUCGACGGGUGAAGCUUGACCUCUGCUGAAUGUUCUUUCCUUUUCCGUACACAAACACACACACACCCAACCACCCACCCACACACACACACACACACACACACACACAGCCUGUCUGUGUGGACUGAUAAAGACUUGAUCAAAGCGUCUCGUCUCGACUUUCUUCAACUCUUUCCUCUUUUGCUUCUCAACCGCUUCGACUCUUUGAGCAUCAGUCCGAUCAGUAGUCUGUUUGAACUGUUUUCUGUCUGAUGUUUGUUUUAUUUUUGUGUAUGAGAAGUUGUACUCUGCCCUGUGGAAGGACAGAGGAUGUUAUUUUAUAGCUUGGUGUUGCAGAAGUUGUGUCAUUGCCAGAGGUUCACUGAAACGCUGUUGUUAUUGGUGGCGUAAAGUGAAGCGGAUCUUCUCGUUCAAAACAUCAGAGGCCUUUUCCUGUGAACGUAUGUGCAGCCUACUGACAAAUCUCCAACCAUUCAAGUGUUUCGCUGAUUUGCAGCUAUCGAUCUAUCACUCCUUUUGCUGAUGACUGUGGGAUCAAUAUCUGAGCGUCGUCCUUAGAGUGUGGGGUUUCUGAGGCAGAAAUGACCCCUGUGAUGCGUUCCGUGUGGCAAACGUUUGCCAUUUUAAGCGAAAAUCAGUCCAAACGGGGUUGAAAUAGGACUGUAAGUGGCCGUUCGUAGAUCUUCCAGUGCUCUCCUCCCCCUUGAACAGUAAAUUCCUCGCUGUGCUCCUUAAAUGCCAACAUGAAAUGUGUGUAACUGCAUUUGCAGGAGCUGAGGAAGAGGAGGCACAAACUGAGGGAACAAGGAGAGGCUCCACUCUCAAAUCACAGUAUUAUCUAGCUUAUGUUCCCACAUUGUGGCUGUUUCAGUUAGGUUUUAGUUACGUAAAAUGUCAAGUUGAAGACCCUCCUUAAAGGACCCAAAGUUUUGUUGCCGUGGAAACGGGCAGAAAAGGUUUAAGUUUGUUUUAGAAGUAGCACCUUUUUUUUAACACUCCAGCCAUUAAAAGAGCCGACGGGCACUAACCAGUAAACUGUAGAGUUAUUUAUUUAUAUUAGUUAACUUUUACGUUUGUCAUUAGUUGCUCUAAUUUUGUUUACAGGGUAUUUUGUAAAAGUGCUUUACAAUAAAAUUUCCUUUUUUUUUCAACUUUUGUGUUUUUUGGGGUUUUUUGCUUCAUUGGUUCAUUUGUUUUUGUUUUUUUACUCACAUUUAUCUUGUUUGUUUACAUGUGUUAGUAACUUUCAACUAAACCUGUCACAAAAAUCAGCUACAGAGCGUCUCUGUAGUUCCAUCUAACAAAUAUUUCACAGUUUAUUCUUUUAUUUUGUAAUAUUUUAUGUCUGCCUCUCUACCUACAAAACCUUUUUGGAUUGUUUUCUUUUUUAAAUGAGAAGUUUAUGUUUAUAUAUUAAGAUUAAUAGGUUUAGCCAAUCCCCGCAAUUGCGGUUUCAAAAUUUGACCCAACCCAGGAAGUUUGCAGUUCCUCACAUGACCACUGGAGGCUGUGUCAGCAGUUUCCCAUUGACCCCUAUGCUAAAAAGUCAUAUUUACACCCAGAAUAAACCUGUUUAUAGGCGGCUGCAAUACAUUUGUUCAAAACUCUUUGAAUUUUCUAUUAAUGAAAACUGUGAAAGACAUUUUUUUAAUUUUCAGCUUAGAUUUUGGAACAAUUUUUCCUUGUGCAAAUAGUUAUGUUUUUUUUGCGACAGGUGGACAGAUCCGGCAGAGCUUUAAAACUUUUUUGUUCGACCCAGUUUACAUUUUUUAAGAAUUGUUGCGGUUGGUGGAGUAAACUGGUCCAUGUACCCAUCCCACUCAGUCUUAUUUGCUUCUUGAAGAUGCUGGGUGACUUCCGAGAUUAUCCACCAAGUCAAUGAGUCUAUGGUGUCACACCCGUCGUCAACGCUAAAUAAGGUCUAAAUUCACAAAUAUAUGUGCAUUCAAGCAUAAACAACCACAUCACAGUUCAUUUUUAGUUUAUUUUGACGCACAAAUUUGCAACCAGUUUAAUAUUGGAGGCAUUUUAUUUAAAAAAUCUGAAAAAUUGUUUUAGAAAAAUCUUUCCAAUCCACUCAAAUUUUACUUUAUUAAAUAAGAAAGUUGUGAACGUUACAGAUCCAGUUGGUGUCUGUUUCUCAAACUGAAUCUGGGAUCCUAAAGAGAAGAACCUGAAGGCGUGUAGUGCAACGCCACCACUUACUAGGCGAGUUCCAGAAGCGUUUCCAGGGGAGAUUGAUCUGCAGCAACUGUGAGGUCAUAAUUCUACCAUAAGAAAGUGGAAUUUCAUUUAAAAGAAUUGUCAUUGAAGACCUUCUGUUUGCAUGAACAUAUUUAGGGAGAUGAAGGAAUUGUGAAUGUGACAUAUCAGCAAAACAGCCUUGAUGUCAGUCUUUAGCAACUGUAACAUUAAUUAGUCCAACCCAUUAAUUACAUUAAUGUCAUUUUACUUUUUUUUUCAUUUCUGUGACAUCACAGAACCAGAUACAUGUUGGAAACGUUAUUUAAAAUGAUAAAUGAAUAGAUCAAAGCUGUUCAAUCCAGUUUUUAAAAGACAUUCCCUCUGAAUUAGUGUUCAACUCAUUUACCCCCCCCCCCCCACACACACAAAAAACCUGCCGCUGCGGUGUGUUUCUGUGAUUCAACCCUUUGAGAAAAACUUCAUAAAACAUUUGAAAAUAAAUUCUUUCCUGCAUUUCUAUUUGACAUGGACUGAAAAAAACGGUGACGUUCAGCUCAAAUCAUUAGUCUUAAGUAAAAGAGCUGGUUUAAAAAAAGUCUUUUGUAAUAAAUAGGAUACAGUUUUACACACUAACUCAUCAGUUUUUUUUUAUUAUUGUUAUAUAUUAUGAUAUAUAUUUACAGGACUGCUCCUCACUCUGCCUGUUUUCCAGCGCUCCCUGCACUUUUUGCUGCUGGUUACCUGGACCAGGUGUGUUCAGUCAGCUAAUCAGCAGAAAUCAACGCACAGGGAACAGUUAAACAGACCAGGAUUGAGCGAUUUGUACUAAUCUGUUUGGGUUAUUCUGCUUUAUCUAGCCACAUGUUCUGCGAUCAAGUGGUACACCUCCAUUUGAUUUUAUCCAAAUUUCUACAAGACGUGGCUAAAAUCAUAGGGUUUUACUGAUAUUUGCCUUUGCGUUGCAAGUAAAAAGUAGGUCACUUUUUUACAUGAACUCUUUAAAAGUGUCACAUACAGUUUAGGGAAAUGUGAAAGUUUGCACAAACCUGUGAAAAGUGCUGCUCAGACCUGUUCUCAUGAUAUUUGAUUGUGAGCCUCCUUCUCUGACAUCUUUUGAAUAGAUUUUAAUGAUGUGAAGAAGUUUCUUUUACUUUCUAGUUUGGAUAAAAAGCACCAAAAAUCUCAAGAAUGUUCUUAAAGUCCUGCAUCAAACUCUAAAGCUUCUGUUUUUGUUCCUCUGAGAAGAAACAUAAGACCCGCUGUCAGUCCACGUUACGUCUGGAACCGGUCGUUUACUGACUGUGCUGCCUUCUUUCCUCAAAAUAUUUGUGUGAUUUUGUAUUUUUUCAUCAGUUUGAGAAAAUAAAAUAAAAACGAACAAAUAGCAGUACUUUCAGGCAUCAAAUAUUGGUCACGUGAAUCAGCAGCAGACUGAGCAGAGUUCAUGGAGUCACUGUAAUCCUGUCAGGCAUUUAGAGCAGCUGACUGAUCCAAGCUCAAUGUUACGGCUGUGGCCGUAAUAUUGUUUUUUUUUUUUUUUUUUUUUUUAGUUCUUUUGUGGUGUUAUCUGUCUCUGUUUUCUGCUGCAGUGGAAGGUUCUGUCUUCGUUUUUUUCCCUCCUACAUUUGUGUGCAGAUUGGAGCCCCAAUUGUCCGGAGCACUGCUGCCACAUCUUCUGUUGAACACCCCCCCCACCCCAGCUGGCGGCAGCAGAGCUUAACUUUGUUUGGUAUUGUUAGAGGCCUUGUCCUUGUAUUUUGGUUGUUUUUGUGUAGUUUUGAGUUUUCCUUUAAAUAAAUUCCCAGCUUAUUUUCAGCCUGGGUUUUGUCUG
Messenger RNA from Oryzias latipes (Japanese medaka), 5817 nucleotides. RefSeq names its product solute carrier family 7 member 5 (gene slc7a5). The record is from RefSeq and is a predicted model, not a curated record. Gene Ontology annotation, biological process: neutral amino acid transport; amino acid transmembrane transport. Gene Ontology annotation, cellular component: membrane. Gene Ontology annotation, molecular function: L-amino acid transmembrane transporter activity; neutral L-amino acid transmembrane transporter activity. NCBI's taxonomy places the organism in Eukaryota, Metazoa, Chordata, Actinopteri, Beloniformes, Adrianichthyidae.